CGCGUGUGUCAUACUGCAAUACUUUUUAAUUAAUGAAGCAUGGAAGCUGUGAUACGCGUUUGUUUGUGUUUGUUAUUACAUUUUGUCGUUUCGUACUGCUACGAAGAUGCAAUUGUUAUUGAUGCAGCAGAAGAUUCGUCGAACAGAAACACAAAAUUCAAUAGAGAUGCAAAACAAAUGAUUUUCCCACCAGCUUAUGGAUACCCCAUAAACUUCUUACCAGCAAUACCACAACUACCCCAUAGCUUACAAGCUAGCCCUUCACUUAUCGCUACCACCGGCCCUUGCUACAAUAGCAAAGGAGAAUUAGGUAGCUGUAUACCAUUUAGGCAAUGUUAUCCUUAUUUUAAAGUAACCCAAGUAGGUAACUUUGAUACAUGGGUACUAGGAAUGUAUGAUACUUGUAGUUAUUAUACUGCACAGGGUCGCCAGGUGUUUGGAGUAUGUUGUGCCAACAUACCAAAACCAAUCGAUGUAACGUCUCCGUCAACUAAUACCGAAAUUCCCAUAGAAGAUAGUGACGUAACAAAUUCUACCCCUCCAUUAACCAACAGUAAUGGUGCCAAAGUUCCAAACUGGCCUCCACCAAUACCAACUCAUCCGCCAGACCACACAAUCCCACCUCUGCCGACUCACCCUCCAAGUCCAGGUUAUCCUACAACGUCUAAAGCCCCUGCUGUGAUGUUAACCUCAAAAAUAACAACGGUUAAACCUGUCUAUAAGCCCCCGUCAGUAGUAGCCACAACGAAACCAACCACCAAAAAGCCAUCGUACGAGUUUGGAGCUGCGUGUGGUGCUAAAAAUGGUUUCCAAGAUCAAGGCAAAAUUGUGGGUGGUCAUAAUGCUGAAGUUAACGAGUGGCCAUGGAUUGCGGCAUUGUUCAAUAGCGGAAGACAGUUUUGCGGUGGUUCUCUGAUUGAUAAUAUUCAUAUUUUGUCUGCCGCGCAUUGUGUUGCUCACAUGAGCUCAUGGGAUGUUGCAAGAGUAACAGUAAGACUAGGAGACCAUAACAUUAAAACAAAUUCUGAAGUGAAACACGUUGAAAAGAAAGUUAAAAGAGUUGUGAGACAUCGAGGCUUUGAUUCCAGGACAUUGUACAACGAUAUCGCAAUCUUGACCCUAGAAAGUCCUGUAGAGUUCAGUUCUGUAAUAAGGCCUGUAUGUAUGCCAACAGGUAGAGGAAGAGAUUGGGCUGGUUCCACGGGAACUGUCAUUGGUUGGGGAAGUAUACGUGAAAGUGGACCACAGCCAGCAGUUCUACAAGAAGUUAACAUACCUAUUUGGAGUAAUACGGAGUGUAGGCAAAAAUAUGGACAUGCAGCCCCCGGAGGUAUUGUAGAACAUAUGUUAUGUGCUGGACAAGCUAAUAGAGACUCUUGUAGUGGUGAUUCAGGUGGUCCUCUCAUGGUAAACAAUGGAAAAUGGACGCAAGUAGGUAUAGUUUCAUGGGGAAUUGGUUGUGGAAAAGGUCAAUAUCCAGGUGUCUACACUAGGGUGGAGAAAUUUUUACCAUGGAUAACCAAAAACUUAAAGCAAUAA
Messenger RNA from Ceutorhynchus assimilis (cabbage seed weevil), 1539 nucleotides. The record is from the annotation of a GenBank genome assembly. Lineage: Eukaryota; Metazoa; Arthropoda; Insecta; Coleoptera; Curculionidae.